Talaromyces rugulosus is the source of this 861-nucleotide messenger RNA. RefSeq lists its product as uncharacterized. The coding region runs from base 1 to 861 and encodes 286 amino acids. Gene Ontology annotation, molecular function: GTP binding; GTPase activity. Gene Ontology annotation, cellular component: endosome. The transcript has 2 exons. Gene Ontology annotation, biological process: regulation of endocytosis. NCBI's taxonomy places the organism in Eukaryota, Fungi, Ascomycota, Eurotiomycetes, Eurotiales, Trichocomaceae. The record is from RefSeq and is a predicted model, not a curated record.
AUGUCUCUGCCAUGGGAUUACAUAGCAAAGCUCGUCUGCAUCGGUGAUUCCGGGACAGGCAAAUCCAGCCUCACGAUUCGCCUGUGCGAAGGCCGCUUUUCUGCUACUCACGACGUCACCAUCGGAGUCGAGUUUGGAUCGCGCAUCGUCCCCGUGGGCCCUCCAGCUUCCGACAGCUUGCACAUUGCCCCGGAUCCCUCGCCCUCCUCAGCGCCGCCCACUGCUGCUGGCUCGGUGCAAGACGAUGCUGCGGUCAAGCAGCAGGAAAAGGAAGUGAUGGGUCUGCCAAGUCCGCCGCGGAAAUCACAAAAAAGCCAAACAGUAAUACAAAAGAAAAUGAAACUGUCGCUGUGGGACACCGCCGGCCAGGAAACGUACAAGUCAAUCACGCGUUCCUACUUUCGAGGAGCCUCGGGUGCCCUGCUAGUAUUCGACAUUACGCGCCCAUCCACAUUUGCCUCGGUCACGCAGUGGCUGCAGGACUUGCGACAAAUCGCCGACGACGGAAUUGUCGUGGUACUCGUCGGAAACAAAAGCGAUCUUGUCGCCGGUGAUGAUAGCUCCCCUAGAGUGACAAGACAAGAAGCCGAGGAAUGGUGCCGGCUCAACAAUGUGAUGCGCUACAUCGAAACCAGCGCCAAAUCCGGCGACGGUGUUGAGCAAGCCUUCCUCGAGGUCGCCGAGAGGAUCUACCGCAACAUCGAAUCGGGAAAAUACGAUCUGAAUGACCGGCGAAGCGGCGUCAAGGGAUACGGCGCCAAUGGAAGCGUGAAUGCGACAACGCCGAGGACCAUCACGCUCGGUCUGAAUGAUGCGAUGAACAGAGGUAGAAAUGGUUGGAAUGAUACAGGAUGCUGCUGA